AUGAAUUUGCAUCCAGGUAUUGGGAAUCUUGUAGCUGUGAUUUUGUUUCCCAUACUUAUGUAUUCUUUCCAAAUGGGUGCAAUUGGUGCAGCAAUUUCCACAGUUGUGUCUCAAUAUGUUGUCACCUUCUUAAUGCUAUGGUUUCUGAAUAAGAGAGCAAUACUACUGCCUCCAAAGAUGGGAUCAUUACAAUUUGGAGGAUGCAUAAAAUCUGGUGGUUUUCUUCUUAGAAGAACUCUUGUUGUUCUAACAACCAUGACUUUGGGGACAUCAAUGGCUGCUCGUCAAGGCCCGGUUGCAAUGGCUGCUCAUCAGAUAUGCAUACAAGUAUGGUUGGCUGUUUCGCUUCUGGUUGAUGCCCUGGGUGCAUCUGCACAGGCUUUGACUGCAAGUUAUAUGUCUAAAGGUGACUAUAAGACAGUGAAGGAAAUUGCUCACUAUGUGCUGAAGGUAGGAUUGCUCACAGGUCUUGCCUUGUCUGCAAUUUUGGGUCUAUCUUUUGGUUCAUUAGCUACUCUGUUCACCAAGGAUGCUGAAGUACUAGCAAUUGUUGGUACUGGAGUAUUGUUUGUCAGUGCUAGUCAACCUUUGAACGCACUAGCUUAUGUUUUUUAUGGUCUCCAUUAUGGUGCUUCAGAUUUUGCAUAUGCUGCCCGUGCCAUGGUAUAUGGUGGUGGGAGGAAUGCUUUUGCAUUUUUGCUAUAUACUCCAGCAGUCAUUGGUCUUCCCGGGAUUUGGUUAGGGCUGACUCUGUUUAUGGGUUUGCGGGUGGUGGCUGGAUUUUGCAGGUAUGCAUACAAUAUUUGAGUUCCUUUUUCUUAAUUAAAACAAUAAAAGACAUAAAAUUUAUGAUGAAGCAUGAACUAUGGGAUUUUCAAACUCUUAUAAAUAGCAUUCUAUAUUGCUUGCUAUAAUGU
Messenger RNA from Humulus lupulus (European hop), 917 nucleotides. Its product is annotated as protein DETOXIFICATION 45, chloroplastic-like. Gene Ontology annotation, cellular component: chloroplast; membrane. The transcript is spliced from 8 exons. The coding region runs from base 1 to 807 and encodes 268 amino acids. The record is from RefSeq and is a predicted model, not a curated record. Gene Ontology annotation, molecular function: antiporter activity; xenobiotic transmembrane transporter activity. Gene Ontology annotation, biological process: transmembrane transport. NCBI's taxonomy places the organism in Eukaryota, Viridiplantae, Streptophyta, Magnoliopsida, Rosales, Cannabaceae.